AUGCAACACCGUAACAGACUGGAUUUAUGCACAUCAUACCACAGAAUCACACAAUGGAACCGAACCAUUUUAAAUCCACUAGAGCUGGAAAAGUACGCGGAAGCUGUUUUUAACCAAGGGGCGCCACUAAGCAAUUGCUUUGGUUUCGUAGACGGAACUGUGCGGCCAAUUGCUCGACUCGGGGAAAACCAGCGAUUGUUAUACAACGGCCACAAACGCGUACAUGGAUUGAAAUUUCAGUCCGUGGUCCUACCAAAUGGGUUGAUUUCACACUUGUAUGGUCCAGUAGAAGGAAGGAAGCAUGACGCAGCAAUGUUGGCAGAGUCAGGCCUUUACAACAGUCUCCGGACACAUGCUGUCUCAACAACCGGCCAACCGAUGUGUAUCUAUGGGGAUCCAGCUUACCCACUUCGGAUACAUCUUCAGGCACCUUUCCGGCAGCGAGUACUGACUCCCCAACAGCAAGCUUACAAUGGUUCCAUGAGUGCAGUCCGCUCCUCCGUUGAAUGGCUUUUUUCUGAUAUUGUAAAUUAUUUCAAAUUUCUUGAUUUCAAAAAGAAUCUCAAGAUUGGGCUUAGCCAAGUAGGCAAAAUGUACAUCGUCUGUGCAGUCCUUCAAAAUGUUUUGACAUGUUUGUACGGUAAUUCAACAUCCCAGUUUUUUGACCUAGACCCACCUUCCCUAGAGGAUUACUUUUCCUAAUCAUGCAGUCUGUUGUGGCCACCCGACAUAAGACUCAAAAAACUGUUUUAGAUUAUAUGGGAAGAUACCAAGAAGAGCGUAUUAAUGUCAAAUAAAAUUAAACACAACAAAUAAAUCGGGUUUAUUAUG
Pocillopora verrucosa is the source of this 831-nucleotide messenger RNA. RefSeq lists its product as uncharacterized. The record is from RefSeq and is a predicted model, not a curated record. NCBI's taxonomy places the organism in Eukaryota, Metazoa, Cnidaria, Anthozoa, Scleractinia, Pocilloporidae.